AUGUCAGUGUCCGUGUCCAGUCUUCCAGUGGUGAAGGACAAGAGUAUUCAUCCCAGCCCGCCGGGAACUCAUUACAUGGAUCUCUUCGCGGGGACCCACAACCUCCUCCAUCCGCUGAAGUCUCUCGGCCGUCUGGUCACAGACACCCAAGCGGUCAUGCCUUUCAACUUCGCAGGCGGAACAUCUCCUUUCAUUGGCCAUGGUGGACAUCAAGCCACUGUGCUCCACGAACAAAUCUUCAAUGUGUCCAGUAUUCCGUACAGGAUGCUGCCCGGACAUACUAUUUACUCCAGGCACGAUGAGCAUGCUACCGGGCCACUAUCGGACUUCAGCAGUCCCUCGAGUGAGAGAUCUUCCGCCCCCUCGGCCACGCCGCCCAAGGAAAGUGUAUUCCGCCUUCGGGAUACUAACUUAUCACCGGAGAAAAUACGCACUUACUGUUUUAGCGAGGACGAUCUAUUCACAGUUCUCUAUGGUUACUCCAGAAACCAGGAGCACCACCCGAUCUCAGGUGUCGCACUGCCAGGAAAAUCAGUUUCUCUCAUUGGGAUACUGAUGUGCAGGAACUUCCUGAAGGGUUUGACCAUCCUCCAGACCACUUGUGGAAAUGCAUCCCAUUAUGGGGUGUUCUCAAACAAAGGCUCCAUUCCUAAAGGGACUCGCUAUGGGCCCUUCCAAGGCAAACUGGUCAAUACGAGUGAGAUCAAAACACACGAUGACAACACGCUGAUGUGGGAGGGUAAGUUACUUAUACUCUCCACCGUGUUUGAGAAUGGCCGUUUGAGUCACUUUGUGGACGGCCGGGGUAGCUCUGGGAACUGGAUGUCCCUGGUGAAGUGUGCGCGCUUCCCAGAAGAACAGAAUCUGAUUGCCCUCCAGAGCCAGCGUCAGAUCUUCUAUGAGACCUGUAAGGACGUCCAGCCGAGACAGGGAGCUGGCUGGUCUGGUUACGGGGACUGUUAUGUCCAGUUCCUGGGUAUCCCCCUCACCCUGAAGAACUCGCUUGAGGACUCCUAUGCUCUCCCUAUUUCAGAUCUUGGAGAAGGUUUCAAGUGCGAUCGAUGUGGGAAAGUCUUCGCGUACAAAUAUUACAGAGACAAGCAUCUGAAGUAUACACGAUGCGUGGAUCAGGGGACCGGAAGUUUCCUUGGUAAUCUCUGCAACAGGUCCUUUGAGAAGAGAGACCGAUUACGCAUUCACAUCUUACACGUUCACGAGAAACACAGGCCACACAAGUGUUCGGUGUGCGGAAAGAGUUUCUCUCAGUCGUCCAGUCUAAAUAAACACAUGCGCGUGCACUCCGGAGAGCGACCGUACAAGUGUGUCUACUGUAAUAAGGCUUUCACAGCUUCCAGUAUUCUGCGCACGCAUAUUCGCCAGCACUCUGGAGAGCGGCCUUUCAAGUGCAAGCACUGCGGAAAGGCCUUCGCAUCGCACGCCGCACACGACAGCCACGUCAGGCGUACCCACACCAAGGACAAGCCGUCUCCAUGUGACGUUUGUGGGAGCACCUUUCCAGAUGUAGAAGAACUCAAGCACCACAUGAAGAAUCAUACAAGGCAGGAUCACGGUGUGGCUGGGGCCUGGUGGGAGGAUGUGACACGCCGGCGCCCUGCCAGCGUCACCGGAGCCCAGACCAGCUCCGAUGAUGAUGUCUGA
This is a messenger RNA of Hypomesus transpacificus, 1659 nucleotides long. Its product is annotated as PR domain zinc finger protein 14-like. Gene Ontology annotation, biological process: regulation of transcription by RNA polymerase II. The record is from RefSeq and is a predicted model, not a curated record. Gene Ontology annotation, cellular component: nucleus. NCBI's taxonomy places the organism in Eukaryota, Metazoa, Chordata, Actinopteri, Osmeriformes, Osmeridae. Gene Ontology annotation, molecular function: RNA polymerase II transcription regulatory region sequence-specific DNA binding; protein binding.